AUGCGUCUUCUUCAAGCGCUGAUGCUUGGUACUGGCCUUGCUAUGCAGGCUAAGGCCUAUGAACUCAUAUUCUACGACAAUGUGAAUGACUGCAACGCCAAUGACAACUCCAACUACAAGAUCUUUGAUGGAAACUCCGAACAGUGCAUUAACCUGUUCGAUGUCCCACCUUCAGACGCUUCAUGCUCCCUGUAUAUCAACGGCGGGGCCAGCUACACCGCCUGUACUAGUGAUAACUUCCGAGGCACCUCGGUCUACCUGAGCGACCUUCAUACCCAGGUCCUUGGAAAAAACUCCUGCUGGAGCUGUACAUUCUACAAUGAGCGCGAUUGCGAGGUUGAGACCUAUCCGCCGAUUACUACAGACAAGUGCAACUACAGGGGGGGACACGGCCUUGCGUCAUUUAAAUGCGGCCCGAGUUCUACCAUUGGUGGAUGCUAG
Messenger RNA from Aspergillus alliaceus, 441 nucleotides. RefSeq lists its product as uncharacterized. NCBI's taxonomy places the organism in Eukaryota, Fungi, Ascomycota, Eurotiomycetes, Eurotiales, Aspergillaceae. The record is from RefSeq and is a predicted model, not a curated record. Bases 1 to 441 code for a protein of 146 amino acids. The transcript has 3 exons.